CUUUAGCUCAACUGCAGCAACUACAACCAUCACCAACCCUAGAAAGAUGUCACAAACCAAUGAAAGCUCAAGAACCCCAAUACGGAGCAACUGGACCACUACAAUGAAGAUCAGCUCAAAAAUCAAACCAGGCAGAAACCCCACAUUAGGACAGGAACUAAAGCCAGAUGAAAAACCUAAACUUGGCCUUGGGCCUUCAGACAGGAUGCCAAAUUCUGACUCUGAUCUUAAACCUGGCCGAGCCUCUUUAACUGACCCAGGGGCAAAUGAUCAAACGCCACUGCCUUUUCAUGAAAAACCCACAGUUAGGAUUAAACUUAAUCCAGCCCCAAAAUUUAAACCAGGCAAAAUUUUGAAAUCUAACAAUCAUCCUCUUUCUGAUCGUGGGACAAUAACUGACCAAAACUCAAAGGACAACAAAAAAUCUAACAGUGGCCAAAACCAUGCCACUCGUCAACAGUAUAUACCCACCCCAAAGCCAAAAUACCAUCAAAAGCCCAUGCCUACUCAGAAGAGACCCGUACCUCAUCAGAGGCAUUUAGCUGUCAUAAAAACUGUUUCUGACCAACUGCCCAACUCUGGCAAAGAUCCUGUAAGUGAUCAAGAGCCCACAUCUGGUUACCAUUCCACAUCUAGUCACAGACCUGGAACCACAAAUCCUCACAAAACCACUAAGCCUAACCAAAGGCUAAAAUCUGACCAAAAAGCUAAACCUUACCAAAUGUCUAAUUCUAACCAUGAUUACACACCUGAUCAAGAGCCUGAACCGCAGAAAGUCCUUGCAUCUAGCCUCACCCAAAGAUUUGACCAAAAGCCUUCAACUGAUGUGAGGCUGAAGUUUGAUCGAGAUCCUUUAUCUGAAACGGAGCCUAAAUCCCACUCAAUACCAGACUCAAAGCCGGAACCUGGUCAUUCUUCCAUACCCCCUUUUCAUAAGCAUAAACCCACCAAAAAGAUACCUAAGGCUGACCAAAGGCCUGGUCCUGACCAAAGGACUAUAAGUAACCCAAGAACAAAACCAGAGCCAAUGUUUAUAAUUGAUCAUGGCCAACAUCAUGGUCAUGAUGAUCAUGGUCAACAUGGCCCGAUGUCUAAGUUUAACAAAAAAUAUUUACGCCCCAAACUGUCAAUGGACCAAACAAGUGAAUCAGGUGUAAAAUCUAAACCUGGCCAGGGUUCUGCACCUAACCAAGAUCCUAAUUCUGACAAAAGCCUUAAAACCACGAGUCCUGACCAAAUGCCUCAGCCCAACCUUGAAACUCUACCUGAUCGAAGCCCCGAUCAAGUAUCACUCACAAAACCCAAUCCCAGACCCACACCUAGACAUUGGCCACCAAAAAGACCAAGACCGCAUCAGGGAGCAACGCCACUUUUAAAGCCAAAGCCCAAAGUGAAGCCGAGAAAAAGUCCAAAGACAACGUCUUUUGAUUUUUCGCCAAGCAGGGCAACAGAUGGCAUCCGAAAACACCAACCUGAGAUGCCAUUUACUUUAAGGCCUUUAAAAGGGGCAAGUGAGCUGGAUCUUCUUUCCCAAGAAGACAGAGAGAGCAGAUCUGGGAUGAUUAAGACUGUCAGCCUGAGCACAAAGACCUCUAAAAGCCCCUUUCUGGAGGUGGGUCUCCCACAUCACCAUCGUGUAGGCUUCACAUCUGGCUCCAACAGCUGGAUCACAUCCAACUUAAAAACAACCACUCAGCCAUCCAUUAUCCCCAAAACCACUAUAUCAAGUGCACGGUCUAGGAAUAACAUUUACCAAAAAACUAUCCCUGGCACCAGUCCUGACACAAGCCCAACAAAACCAUCAAUUCAUCUGGUUACUGAUAGGGACCCACACUUAAAGACUAGGGUCAAUCUAACUCCACAGGGAACAGAACCAAGCCCAGCUACCAAAGCAGAAAAAAUGACAUCCCGGUAUAGCCAAAUCCCUUCCAACAAGCCUCAAAUGAUGUCCACCUUCCACUCCAGACUCAACUCUGACCCCAAUGCAUCAACCUCGGCCACCUCCAACCCUGAACCCCCAACUACCGACCCCAUUCCUGACUUCUCUACCCCCAGUCCACGAGAGCUGCGUGUAAAGAUUAACCAGGUGACUGCCUUCCUGGGUAACAGCUUGGACAAAAGUAGAUGGCCACAGGACAAACAUGUGGGGAGUCGUCCAAAGGGAGAGUCUGAAGGCUAUCAGGAGAGCAGCAAUGCCAACAGGGCAGAAAGCCAACUCCAUUCACUGAAAUCACCGGAUGUUGCCAUGGCAAGGGACUGCUCUGAUCAUACGAUCAGGAGCAAGACAAAAAACGUCAUUUAUCAGGUGACCCCUGACCCCCGCAACAGAACCUUCCUCGUGCUCUGUGACAUGGAGACGCAUGGUGGUGGCUGGACCCUCAUACAGCAGCGCAAAGAUGGAAGUGUGAGCUUCAACCGGACCUGGGCUGAGUACCGAACGGGCUUUGGGCAUCUGAACGGAGGGGAGUUCUGGCUGGGUAAUGACAACAUCCACCUCUUGACCCGCACCAGGGACAUGAUCCUCCGGGUGGAGCUGGAGGACUUUGGGGGGGUGAGGGAAUUUGCAGAGUAUGGGCAGUUUAGGGUGGCCAGUGAGCGCAUGCGCUACCGCCUGACAGUAGGAGGUUAUUCGGGCUCGGCGGGUGAUGCUCUUCGCUUCAGCGACAGUUAUGACCAUAACAACAGGGCCUUCACCACUCCAGACAGGGACCAUGACCGCUACCCAUCUGGCAACUGUGGGGCCUACUACAGUUCGGGCUGGUGGUUUGACGCCUGCAUGGCAGCAAACCUCAACGGGAAAUACUAUAUGGGAACGUACAAAGGAGUACGCAACGGAAUAUUUUGGGGGACAUGGCAUAACAUGUCAACAGAGUAUUAUCCUACCAAUGACAGACAAUCUUUUAAAACUGUCAAAAUGAUGAUCAGACCUAAGGGCUUUGCUCCAUGAGCUGGUUUUGCCCUGACUCAAUAGGCAUGCUCUGACAGGGAGUGAAACGUGUUUUGUUUGGUUUUGUUUUGCUUGGUUUUGUUUUUGUGUGUAUGUGAGUAAAGGCUAUUUGUAACAGAUUACUUCAGCGGAGAGUCAGAACUUGGCUUUUAGCUUCUAGUAAGUACGCCCAAUGUGUUAUGCAAAACUAGUAAAACAAUACUGCCGCCUUUUGGUGACAUACUAUACGCAACUUUCAGUAGACUUUUGAUGAGCUUAAAGGGAAGGGUGAAGCAAAUGAAAGUGAGAACGGGUGUAAGUUACUUAUCCAUCCAUCAUCCUGCUCUCAGGGUGGCGCGGACGCUGCAGCCUAUCCCAGCAGUCACUGGGCGGCAGGCGGGGGACACCCUGGACAGGCCGCCAGGCCUUCACAGGGCCACAAGCUAGUUAGUUAUUCCUAUCCAAAGGGGUAUCUUCACAUUAUCUUAUUGAUGUUUCUGAAUAUUGUUGUUGGAAGCAGAUGAUCAACAAGAAAGAGAAAUCUGCUUGUGAAGAGUUGUCUUUCUUCAGUAAGGGUAGAUUCGUAUCUCAUGGGCAGCCUGUGAGUUAAAGAGAGAAUGACGGUUUUUUUUUGGUCUUUUUUUGUUUUUUGUUUUUAUAACAAUACUGGAAUGUUAAUUGCCCGUUGAUAUGUUAAUAACUGAGUUUUAUGCAGUAUUUUGUAAUGUUGAGAUAAACAAAA
Lampris incognitus (smalleye Pacific opah) is the source of this 3668-nucleotide messenger RNA. Its product is annotated as mucin-1-like. The transcript has 2 exons. Bases 47 to 2947 code for a protein of 966 amino acids. Lineage: Eukaryota; Metazoa; Chordata; Actinopteri; Lampriformes; Lampridae. The record is from RefSeq and is a predicted model, not a curated record.